Messenger RNA from Phragmites australis (common reed), 1584 nucleotides. RefSeq lists its product as uncharacterized. The record is from RefSeq and is a predicted model, not a curated record. The transcript has a single exon. Bases 195 to 1397 code for a protein of 400 amino acids. NCBI's taxonomy places the organism in Eukaryota, Viridiplantae, Streptophyta, Magnoliopsida, Poales, Poaceae.
AUCAACAAAUUCUUUCCCUCUCUUUCGUUGCUUGCUUCCCGACCAAGUUUUGUAGCUUCCUCUCCUCGCCCAAAAGCCAAGGAUUAUUCCAAGCUUCCAACGCCAUCGCAGCCGAGUCGCCGGACAAACACAGCCUUGGAAACCCAAGAGCCGCACCUACGCGCAGAUUACACAAAACCUCGCCCGCGUCUGCAAUGGCGGAGGCGGGUACGGCUCCAGCGCAACGGCAAACUAGAUUAGCUAGUAGCGAUGUCUCCGCAAGAUUGCAGCGGGUUCUUGAGCUGCUGUUCCCGUCCAACCUCGCCGCGAAGGCCGCGCUGUUCGCGGUCGUGGUGGCGCUGCUGCCGCUGCUGCCGUCGAGCCAGGCCCCCAGGAUCUGGGAGCUGCCUCACCUCCUCCUGCUCGGCAUCAUCAUCGCAUACGGCGUCUUCGGCCAGAAGAACGCCGACGCCGAGGUGGACGCGGUGGCUGCCAAGCCCGUCGAUGACGAGUCGUCGGUUGAGGCCUACGUCUCACAGAUGAUGCAAGGCUCGCUUGUCUUCGAAGAAAACGACCGCGACGGCGGUGGCGCUAAGGACGGCGUCCAGGCUUGGAGCUCUCAGUACCUCCCACACGACCCCCUCAUCGUCGUUGCCGACACUGGGGGCAACAACGACAAGGGCGACGCGGGCGAGAAGCCGCGCCUCCUGCCAGUGAGGAAGCUGAAGCCGGCAGACGAAGAGUCGGCGACACGAACAGGGGAUAUCAGCGACGGCAUUGAGGAGGCCGGAUUCCUUGCUCCCAAGGCAGCAGGGUACGACGGCGUCCGCGAGCAUGCCAUCCCUUCGCCGUCCUCUGUCCUCGACGCCGACCUGACCCUCUCGCCAAGCUCUCCGCCUCUGCUCCCGCCUCCUCCACCACCGCCACCGCCGUCGUUUCUUGGCCAUGGGCGCAGCCUCCGGAAGGCCAAGGCAAGAAGCUUCAAUGAAUUUGGAGUCGGCAACCGGAGCAUGAGCGGAAGGAUGGGCUUGCACAGCGUGGGCAAUAAGCAGCUCCGGUCCAAAUCAGCAGUACAAGCGACGACGAGUACUUUCGCCGGCUACGGUCCUGCCGUGUCAAUCGACGACGAAGCGGUUGAUAAUGGCGAGUUUGAUGAGAUGGUUGCAGAGUCAGACAGCUCGUUCAGCAGCGACAUGACCACUGACGACGACGAUUACAACGACCCGGAGGAGAACAUCUGCGAAGAGGAGGAGGAGGAGGAGGACGGCAACUCCUGCGACGAGGAGUUGUUUGAGCUUGCGACGAGACCGAGCCCGGAGGAGGUGGAGGAUGAGGUGGACAGGAAGGCUGACGAGUUCAUAGCCAAGUUUAGGGAGCAGCUGAUUAGGAUGCAGAGGGUCAAGCCAGCCACGAGAUGACCAAACACGGGGCCACGCAAUACGUUCGAAGAAGUGUUACCGCUGCCUCAUUGCCAGCUCCGUGGUACGACUCCGAGUCCACGUGUAAUGCGGUGCUUUUUUAUGUUUCUUCUUCCUUUUUCUAUUCUGAGCUUCUGAUGUAAUUAGAGCCUAAACAAAUGGUGUAAACAAAGUGAGCCAGGGCUUA